This is a messenger RNA of Papaver somniferum (opium poppy), 889 nucleotides long. Its product is annotated as CRIB domain-containing protein RIC4-like. Bases 211 to 660 code for a protein of 149 amino acids. Lineage: Eukaryota; Viridiplantae; Streptophyta; Magnoliopsida; Ranunculales; Papaveraceae. The record is from RefSeq and is a predicted model, not a curated record. The transcript has 2 exons.
GAGAGCAUGUAAUAUCAAAUCAUCAAAUCUUGUUAGCAAAGCUUAAACCGUUGAGCAGUCAAAUAUAUAAACAAGAAACUUUGUCUUCCAAAUUUUUCUAAUGCUAUGCCAUUAACCAUAUCAUUUCUCCUGAAAAAUUAAAAAUCAAUUACUAUUUGUUUUCUAGUUUUGUUUGUUUUGGUGUUCUUGUAUAGUACGUCCGUAGUAAGGAUGAGAAGUCGCAUCGAAAGACUAGUGAUCCUUCCUUUCUCCAUCGGUUGUGUUUCUCAGUCUAGUGUAGCUGUGGUGGAUGAUCCUAAGAAAUCAAAACUUGAACGUGAACAAUCAGAAAAAGAAGAUGAGAGUAGCACAGAUGGAGAAGAAGUAAAUACAAAGAACUCAACUCUUGCUAAACCAAAUAUCUCCUUGAGCUUCUACAAAUUGAUAAAGAACUUCAAGAACUUGUCUCAGUUGUUUGCGUACAAAGAAGAUGAUGACAUAAAGAUGGAUAUGGAAAUAGGAUUUCCAACAGAUGUUAAGCAUGUAACACAAAUCGGUUGGGAUGGAAAUAAUAGUAAAGCUACAACCAUUAUCAAGGGAUGCAGUUGGGACAAUAACGAGAACAACCUAAAUCCUCUUGAGCUCUUCUCAUCUAUUCCUUGCAUGGAUUCUCUAAUGUAGUCUUUAGCUGAUAAUUAUUAACCUUGUUCAUGCAUGGGUUUUUGUAUUUGUUUCAUGAUGUUUAUGAUAAAUGAUGGUGAUUAACUUGUUGAUAAUCACAAUGAAUCCACACAAAUCUGAGUUAGUAGUAAUUCUACACAACUAUGAACUGUAUCUAUGUUACUUUUAAAAUGACUGUAUUUCUUAAUUUCGAUAUUUUAACCAUAUAUAUAUGUAUGUAUUUUGACAA